GAUGACCAUGAUUGAUAUCAUCACUAACUCAAUGAAACAUUCUCAUUCUCACUAUUCACCUUCAUCAUCAUAUCAUCAUCAAAUCAACUUAUCAUCAACUUCACCUGACUCUCAUUAUCAUCAUCAUCAUCAUACUUCACUUUCUCAAUCUCAAUCUCAAAAUCAACCUUAACAUCAUCUCAUUGAUCCUAUACCAUGACUACUCCACUCAAAUCUACUUCAAAGUCUGCCAUCCAUAACGCCAAGACCUGGGAUGGCGAUGGUUUGAAGGACACAUCUUCACAUGCCUAUCAUGCCGCUCCGUUUGAAAGUAAGAAGGACAAGCGAAGACGGGAUCAGGUUGCACGUAUCGAGCGUAUACGAGACGAUAACCUACGGAGGCGUGAAGAAAUCUAUACCAACGCAUGGAAGGAGUUGAAUGAAACUCAAUUUGCACUCAUGUCUAAUCCACCUACCGAAAUCAACUAUCUACUACAGCUUCAUCGGGAGUCAUUGAAAAGAGAAAACGAAUUGUUGGCAGUGAGAGUGUAUCAUGACCAUCUAAUCAGUUCAGCUCGUGCUUCGUUUGAGUCAGAGGUGAAAUCUAUUGAAGAAGAGUUUGCAAACGCAAAGGCACAAGCAAAAGAUAAAUUAUUAGAAAGUCUCGAGGAACGUAGAAAGAAGUUGAAGGAAGAAAAAGAGCUCGUCGAUUUUAAUGAAGAGGCUGUUGGUCAUACCCAUCGAGCUCAUGCUACUCGUGGACUACGAAACCGAGCUUCAAAUCGUUCGGUUUUCUCUCGGGCUUCUCCUGUACCAUCUAAUGCGAAUGGCUCC
Melampsora larici-populina 98AG31 is the source of this 813-nucleotide messenger RNA. RefSeq lists its product as uncharacterized. The transcript is spliced from 3 exons. Gene Ontology annotation, biological process: negative regulation of transcription by RNA polymerase II. Gene Ontology annotation, molecular function: histone deacetylase binding. The record is from RefSeq and is a predicted model, not a curated record. Lineage: Eukaryota; Fungi; Basidiomycota; Pucciniomycetes; Pucciniales; Melampsoraceae. The annotation marks the transcript as partial. Gene Ontology annotation, cellular component: Sin3-type complex.